UGAAUUUGCUCCGCUAGAGAUCGUAGAUCUCGACAGCGACGACGAGUACGAUCCGUUAUUUGACGACGACCCUCCACCUCGCAAGAAAAAAGGCAAGGAAAAGGCGGUCACCCCCAAGACCCUCAAGACCGUGUGUGCAAUGUGCAAGGAUCCGCUGGUGAUGGGUGCGACGACCGAGGACCGGCGAAACUAUGCCCUACGAUGUGGUCACAUUGUGGACGGCAAAUGCCUAUGGAACAUUGCCAAGCCAGCUGGUGCUCAGGAGCCGGAAACGAUGGAAGCUGAGCACGAUAUUGACGAUCAACCCAUCCCCGGUCCCUCCACCGCCCCUCAACUGGACCUCUCUGACCCCUUUUUCCCCACUCUCCGUGAACCCAUCUCCAACCGUAAAAAGACGCGACGAAAUGGUCGAAAUGAGACCAAACUCAAGAGCCGCAAGGUACCCAAGUCCAGAGGGAAACUCCGCGAAGAAUUGUUUGAAUGGACAUGUCCCGUUCCUGACUGUGGGCGGCAACACCUCAGUGUGCGUCUUCUUAUGGAGGGUGCAAAGUGGAAAUGCGACCCAGAGAAGGGAGCCGUCUUGAUGUUUGUAUAG
This is a messenger RNA of Acaulospora colombiana, 595 nucleotides long. The record is from the annotation of a GenBank genome assembly. NCBI's taxonomy places the organism in Eukaryota, Fungi, Glomeromycota, Glomeromycetes, Diversisporales, Acaulosporaceae.